This is a messenger RNA of Spea bombifrons (plains spadefoot toad), 1476 nucleotides long. RefSeq names its product protein phosphatase 1 regulatory subunit 3C-like. Gene Ontology annotation, molecular function: glycogen binding; protein phosphatase 1 binding. Gene Ontology annotation, cellular component: protein phosphatase type 1 complex. Bases 242 to 913 code for a protein of 223 amino acids. The transcript has 2 exons. The record is from RefSeq and is a predicted model, not a curated record. NCBI's taxonomy places the organism in Eukaryota, Metazoa, Chordata, Amphibia, Anura, Pelobatidae. Gene Ontology annotation, biological process: regulation of glycogen biosynthetic process.
AGGCGCAGGGCGCCGGUGGGAGAAGGAAGGGGUGUAUGUCCCUGUUUGCGACGCCUGCCUUUUGUGCGUCGUUUUGUUUUCUACAGGGAUUUUUCACCCCGGUUGUAACACCCUGUCUCUUCCCCGGUGUAGCCCUCCUGCCUGCCCUCGCCUGGAAGCGGUUAUUCACAUUGGAUUUACCCCCGAAGAGCUGUCUAUAGAUCCGUUCCAUUUAGCAGGUUGACUUCUAUAUUGGAGGAAAAUGCCUGCCGGUGACUUCUCCAUCCUGUGUCUAAGCCCUCUAGGGUCCCACCAGUUACGCCGUUCACCUUCUGGCGUUCUCAGACCCUGCCUCACUCAAACUCCUCGCCCCCCGGAUCCUCGGAAGAAAGGGGUGGUUUUCGCUGAUGCCCUUGGCUUGGCGUUGACCUCCAUUUGCCACUUCUCGCCAUCGCUUCUUGAGGAAGACCAUUUGGGGCUCGCGUUGGCCUCCCUCCGAGCCCUUCGCACCCUCUCCAGCACGGCUUAUACCUUGGAUUUCCGGCCACCGAGCCAGGACUAUGCCGACUUCCGUUCUAGACUCGCGCAGCAGCAGGUGUGCCUGGAGCAAUGCGCGGUGCAAGGAGCGGCGGUGGUGGGUACGGUGCGGGUGCGCAACCUCGGAUACGAGAAACGCGUGACUUUGAGGGUCAGCUAUGACAAAUGGAACAGUCACUUUGACCUGCCCUGCUCUUACCUGCAUGACCCGCACGGCGGGGCAACAACUGACUCCUUCUCCUUCAGGCUGCCAUUGCCUCUGGGCACCGAGCAGGCAGAGUUCUGCCUUUGCUUCUGGUGCCAGGGUCAAGAGUUCUGGGACAACAACCACGGGACAAACUACGCCUUGCACAAAGCGGCAGAAGGCAGCGGGUACAUGCAGAGAACUAUGUGGUGAGGGGGCUUCGGCGAAGGUCAUUUGAAGUGUUCAACGUCUGCAAUAAGAAAAGAUGCUCUUAUAAAGGGGGAUAAUGUUGUGGACCGACAUUACUGGCAAAAAUCCUCUUUAAUGUGAAUUUCAACAAACUUCUGGGGUUGGUGGUGGCACCUGGGGAGCAGAUGGUCUGAGAAGGCCUUGGGUCACCAAAACAAUAGAGAUUGCUGGACAUGCUCCUUUUUAAAAAGUAAUUUGUUUGUGUGCCCCCCCCCCCCGUCAGCUUCUACGAUCUAUUGUGGGGGGAACAGAUAAGCUGUAGAAGAUGCCGCACCACCGCCAGACUGCUCCAAAUCGGGGAGUUGUGUGGCACGGCUAACAUUUAAAACAAAAAAUUUAAAGAAACGUAAACUACACUUCAUUGUCUUGUAAACUAUGGGCAGAAUUGGCGAUUGAAGUGUCCGUGUAACCAUGGGAAGGGCCGUUCAAGUGCUUUUUUUCCCGAUGAGAUCAUGUUGGAUCGGGCAUGUUUGUUUUUUUAACUUUGCAUUACAGAUCAAAUAAACGUUUUUAUCCAAUUCAAUGUA